AUGACCUCAAGUCAGGUAUACCCACCACUACCCAGCACAAUCGACCCAGAGCAUAUGCAUACAGACGCCACAGCUGGUAUUGUGGGCACUGAAUGGUACGCACCGAGUUCAUAUGCUUUCAAUGAUCCCUACAUCACGCCAUAUCCGUCGUCUACCGUUGAAAGUCAGCCAUGGACACAAUGCGCCCGUGCAUCAGUACCAGACAUUCAUCUAGGUGCUUACGGCAUUCACCAACCUCACCAACCUCAACAGCCUCAGCAACAGUACACUCCACAGAUGAAAGAUCCCGGCAGGCCCAGGAGUAGUCCAAGCACCUUUGGACCAUCACCAGAGACUAUUCAAUGGACUACCAGCGGCCUUGGAAUACAGUACACGACCGCAACAUGUGGUGUUCCGACACCUCCAGUGACAUCUACAUUCCCACCCAAUGUUUUCCAAACCUACCCAACAGAUGAUCACUACAGGGCAUCGAGCCCUCCAGAGAUCAGGCAACCACAACCCAGACGACCAUAUACAAACAUCGCACCCAACCCACAAACCGUGCACCAGAAGCGAAGACGGGAUGAGGAUGAGACGCCUGAGGUGCCCACUUCCACGUCCAAACGACGAAAGAGAACAUCGUCCGUCGCCUCCGCUGAUCUGAGCGAAGACGAUCGGUUCCUAGUCCAGCUCAAGGAAGAUGAGAACCUUCCCUGGAAGGACAUUGCCACCCGCUUCCAGACUGAGAGAGGCAAAGCCUUUCAAGUUGCAGCACUGCAGAUGCGGUACAAGCGACUGCGCGAGAAAUUUCGCAUCUGGGAAGACCAGGACGUGCAGGCUCUCAAACUUGCCCACGAGUACUGGGAGAAGUACAAGUGGGAGAUCAUUGGUGCUAAGAUGCUCGACUUCGGUGUCCACGAACGCUGGCCAGCGCGCCAUUGCGCACGCAAAUGGCAAGACCUAGAAGUCUCCCACACAACCCACGUUACAGCCGCAGGCAUGACACCUGCAUCAAUCUCGCAGUUCUCCAGCCCCGUUGAGGGGCCUGUGCAUUUUGCCUUCAUGCCUAUCCAGUGA
Fulvia fulva is the source of this 1056-nucleotide messenger RNA. RefSeq lists its product as uncharacterized. Lineage: Eukaryota; Fungi; Ascomycota; Dothideomycetes; Mycosphaerellales; Mycosphaerellaceae. The transcript has 3 exons. The record is from RefSeq and is a predicted model, not a curated record. Bases 1 to 1056 code for a protein of 351 amino acids.